This is a messenger RNA of Pyrus x bretschneideri (Chinese white pear), 2422 nucleotides long. Its product is annotated as scarecrow-like protein 15. Bases 432 to 2066 code for a protein of 544 amino acids. Gene Ontology annotation, biological process: regulation of DNA-templated transcription. Gene Ontology annotation, molecular function: DNA-binding transcription factor activity; sequence-specific DNA binding. Gene Ontology annotation, cellular component: nucleus. Lineage: Eukaryota; Viridiplantae; Streptophyta; Magnoliopsida; Rosales; Rosaceae. The transcript has a single exon. The record is from RefSeq and is a predicted model, not a curated record.
CUAUUAUGGGAUCCUUCUAAAAAUACACCUAACAUGGUUUGAUUGCUUUUGCAUGGCCUGGAGAGAGUCCAGAAGUGAGCUAAUUACUAAAAAGCAGAAUUAGACAGCGAAUCAAACAAAGAAAACUCAAAAAGCAAUUGUAUGCAAAGGCUUGAGCAAGAAGCUUCAAAGAGAUUAAAAGCCUCCCUACGACCCCUCGUCAUCCCUCUAAUGUCAUGUAUGACAUUUCCACACAAACGCUACUACUUUACCUUAUUAUAUUCCAUUGCCAUCCCACCGCCACCACCAUGCACACACGCAAAGAUAAAAAGCCCUCAAUCAUCACCACCAAAAGCCCCCCUUACCCCUCCCUUCACAUUUCCUCUUCCUCUCAGCCAAAUCACAGCUUUCUAAAUAAGCCAGUCAUAAAAGAAGGGCUUUCUAAAUAAGCCAUGAGAGUGCCUGUUUCUUCCCCACACAGCAACAACAACAACAACCAAUCUCCCAAGCACAGCACCCAGACUAAUAACCAAAGUGUCAACUUUCACCUAGGUAUUUCGAGCUUGGGGGGCUACGAGCCCACCUCGGUUCUCGACCUCCGCCAUAGCCCCAGCCCUGUCUCAGCCGAGAAACCCUCCAAAAUUUUGGCAAUCUCCGACGUACUGUCCCACUCGAACCAUGACCCUGUGGAGUGGGAGGAGCAAGUGGACUGGGACUCAAUCAUGAGAGACUUAGGGUUGCACGACGACAACGUCCCUAACCUCAAGAAUUCAAUCCCGCAAUUGAAUUCAAACGAUCCUCAGAUUUCGGAGUACCUGCAUCCUCAACCGUUCGAUCCCUCCCAGCUCGUCCACUCCGAUUUCAACAUCAAUCUCUCCGAAGUGUACUCCUCCCAGAAUUGUUACGACCAUGUGAUCAACGACUUCCAUCAAUCGGGCAGCUGGAACGUAGGGGUUGAUUUCAUAGAGGAAUUAAUCGGCGCUGCGGACCGUUUCGACUCGGACGAGUUGCCACUCGCUCAGGUGAUCCUAGACCGUUUGAACAACAGGCUUCGAUCCUCCUCCCCGUCGAAACCCGUCGGAAAGCCACUUCAACGCGCCGCGGUUUAUUUCAAGGACGCUCUUCAAUCCCUCCUCAACGGCUCUGAUACGGCGGCGCGCGAGUUAUCUUCCUGGUCCGACAUCGUCGAGACAAUCCGCGCCUACAAGGGCUUUUCCGGAAUUUCGCCAGUCCCGAUGUUCUCUCACUUCACAACAAACCAGGCCCUGCUCGAAGCCCUUAACGGAUCAGCCUUCUUCCACGUCAUCGACUUUGAUAUCGGCCUGGGCGGCCAGUACGCUUCCCUAAUGAAAGAGCUCGCCGAGAAAGCUGACGUGGCGAGCCGAAAUAAAGGCAACCAGGUCCCACCGGUGCUCCGCAUCACCGCCGUCGUGCCGGAGGAGUACGCCGUCGAGACCCAGCUGAUUCGGGAGAACCUGUCCCAGUUCGCUCAGGAGCUAAAGAUUAGGUUCCAGGUCGAGUUCGUCCCCGUCCGUACGUUCGAGAUGAUGUCGUUCAAGGCCGUCAAGUUCAUGGACGGGGAGAAGACUGCGGUUCUUCUGUCGCCGUACAUCCUCCGCCGCCUCUGCUCCCAGAACAACAUCUCCGGUUUUCUCGGCGACAUGCGCCGCGUGUCGCCAAGCGUCGUGGUGUUCGUCGACGGGGAAGGGAUGGGAGAUUCUGGAACAACUUCCUUCCGAAGGAACUUCGUCUCCGGCCUUGAGUUCUUCUCAAUCAUGCUGGAGUCGCUGGACGCAUCCGUGGCAGCUUCCAGCGACGUGGUGAAGAAGAUUGAAACGUUUCUGCUUCGGCCGAAGAUUAAGGCAGCGGUGGAGGCGGCAGCUAGGCGGAUUCCGCCAUGGCGGGAAGUAUUUCAGGGAGCGGGAAUGAGGGCAAUGGAGCUGAGCCAGUUUGCUGACUUUCAGGCCCAGUGCCUGUUGGGGAAGGUCCAGGUCAGGGGAUUUCACGUGGCGAAACGGCAGGCCGAGUUGGUGCUUUGCUGGCACGACAGGGCCCUGGUUGCCACGUCGGCAUGGAGGUGUAGUUAGGAGGAGCUAAUUAGCAUUAGCAGCUAGCUAGAAGACUAGCUAAUAAUUAAGCAGUUUUCUUUUCUCUUUUAAUUACUCUAACUAUUGGGGUGUAAUUAUGUGUUUAGUGUUAAGGUAAUGAUCCCGACCAAUCUGUUUUGUUAGGUUUGGGACUAUUUUUUUUGUUUUUUUUUUUUCCUUUUUCUUUUGAUGUAUGUUUUUAUUUUUCUGUCAAUCUUUUGGUGUAUGUUUGGUUAUCGUUGUAACUUUUUUUUGCUUGUUUUGGAAGAAACAUAAGAGGGAAGCUAAGCAAACUAUUGGCAAUGUCCCAACACUCAAAUUAUGAAUCAAUGGAUUAUGGAUCUCAUGUUCUUGUA